UUUUAGGGCUAGAUUUAUGAAUAUCACACAAAAACAAACGGAGGCCGCAGGUUCUCCACCUGUGGUAUAGUUAUUCAUAAUGAGAAUAAUAAAUAAGGACAUUUGCAAUAAAAAAUAAUCAAGGUUGCACAU
Molecule: messenger RNA, 132 nt
Organism: Nezara viridula (southern green stink bug)
Lineage: Eukaryota; Metazoa; Arthropoda; Insecta; Hemiptera; Pentatomidae
Source: the annotation of a GenBank genome assembly